CUCGACCGCGAGAUUUGCGUGGUUUUCGGAUGCCACUCUGCGGGCCAUUGUUCGGCAUGGUGGAGAAAGGCUCAACAGAAAAGUAUGUGACAGCCGAUAUCAACUAAUGCAAGUAUGUUCGACUUUGCUGGAAGGUCGUGUCGGGGUUGGAGCACGGGCCGAGACUGCGGGGAGCCACGCGGAAGCAGGGAACAAGUUGGCUCUGGCCCGGAUUUCUUGGCAAUUUUGGUUAACCACGGUGACGGGCAAGAUACGUGGAAAUAAAGGCCCUUGAUUAAAUUGGCAAUAAUAUGAGUGUGACCCUAACCAUAGUUAGAGAAUCUUUGUCCGUUUCAAUUUCCGAACCACGCCGAGCUGUAAGCCCCUCUUGCCCCCGGCCGGCGCUUGGAGAUACCGCAUUAGUCAUAAGUACGAGCCUGCCUCGAGACGAGCAUCUUUCAUCAUGAGCUCGAGCUCAAUUAAAGAACAUGAGAAAACCCCAUGUUGAUAGUGUUGCUUUGACACACAAGAACAAUUCAGUGAUCAUCUAUAACCCCGCUUUACAAUGACUCGGCGUGCAGCAACUAAGACCCUGCAAAUCCUGGAUGCAGCGGAAAAAGGCCAAUAUGGCGUUCUGGCAGCAAUCGCCUAUAACGUCGAACAUAUCACUGCAUUCGUCCGAGCAGCUGAGAACCGCAAGUCGCCGUUAAUCAUACAAUUAUUCCCUUCGGCGCUGACCCAAACACCGUCGCUUGUUCAUGCAGCUGCAGCCGCAGCGAGAGCAGCCUCCGUUCCUAUCUCACUUCAUCUUGACCACGCACAAAACUAUGAUCAAAUCAAAGAGAUAGCGGACAGUCUACCGUUUGACUCGAUAAUGGUGGAUAUGAGCCAUUAUGAGAAGGAGGAAAACUUGGAAAGAACCGCAGCUUUGCGUGAAUAUUGUCACGCUAGAGGGAUAUCGACAGAGGCCGAGACGGGGCGAAUCGAAGGUGGCGAAGAUGGAAUUAUGGAUACAGGUGACCUGGAAGGAAUCUUAACUAGUCCUGAAGAUGUAGAAGACUUCAUACGUGCGGGGGUUGACUAUCUGGCUCCGAGCGUUGGCAACCUCCACGGUGAUUAUGGUCCCAAAGGACCUCAACCAGAUAUGGACCGGCUUCGCGGAAUUUUCAAAGCACUGGAUGGGCGUGCCCGAUUGGUGUUACAUGGAACUAACGACUUUUCCCCGGAGCUGUCGAGAGCGUGCAUUCAAGCAGGUGUCACCAAGUUCAACGUCAACAAACUUGUUUUGGACCCGUGGUAUGACUAUAUUAGGGCUAAUAUCAACAAGCCGAUAACGCAGGUGAUUGAUGAAGGAAUUGAGAUUCUUAUACAGUCGAUGGAGCGGUGGAUGGACAUAAUGGGCAGCAGUGGAAAGGCAGAAUAG
Messenger RNA from Aspergillus pseudonomiae, 1402 nucleotides. Its product is annotated as class II fructose-bisphosphate aldolase. The record is from RefSeq and is a predicted model, not a curated record. Lineage: Eukaryota; Fungi; Ascomycota; Eurotiomycetes; Eurotiales; Aspergillaceae. The coding region runs from base 545 to 1402 and encodes 285 amino acids. Gene Ontology annotation, molecular function: aldehyde-lyase activity; zinc ion binding. The transcript is spliced from 4 exons. Gene Ontology annotation, biological process: carbohydrate metabolic process.